AUGCAUAUAUUCCACAACAUUCGAAAUAACAGGCUCACUGAGCCAAAACAAGAUCUAUAUUUUACUGAAAAGAGUGUACCUUUGGUGUGCCAAGCUUUCCAUAAAAGAACGGUAGCAGCGUUACCUAUCUUGACAGAAAAAACUGCAGGUGAACGAAAGCAGAGUAUGUUUCAUAAAUCUUGUGACCACGUGGUUGACGUCGCCAAAACACCAUGGCAGUUUCAGUGUGACAGGUUUCAAAUGCUCUUGGGCAUGUGUCAUUUAUUGCAAGCUGUCGUAAUGGGAACGACCAAAUUCAACAUCGCUGCUGCUGAGGUACUCCCUUCUGAUCAUCAGUUCCAGUAUGUGCUGCUUUCAGCAUUUGGUCAAAAUCUUUUAAAAUAUCCCAGACAAUCUGGCCGCUAUCAAAGAUCAACGUUUAUAGCAACUUGCAAAGCGCCGCAUCAUACGGGUAUGAUGGUCUUUGAGUUUCGGAUAGACAGUAUUCAAACUAUGCCAUGGCACUUCUACCGACCGAGCUAA
Helobdella robusta is the source of this 522-nucleotide messenger RNA. RefSeq lists its product as hypothetical. The coding region runs from base 1 to 522 and encodes 173 amino acids. NCBI's taxonomy places the organism in Eukaryota, Metazoa, Annelida, Clitellata, Rhynchobdellida, Glossiphoniidae. The transcript is spliced from 4 exons. The record is from RefSeq and is a predicted model, not a curated record.